UAAGCAGUUAAAGUUGUAUUUUGGAGACCAAUACCGUUGUGCUAAAUAGCUUUUGAGUCGUAUACAGAGGGAGUAUAUAUUUAUAGCUGAGGGUGGGUACUAGGCAAUAAUAAGCCUCCAAGAUCAGAUCAAUUCUCGCUCUACUAGUCUGAUCUGCGGCCGCCCCCUACAGCCUUGCCUUUGGCGUAGCGUCGUCCAGGAAGAAGAACCAUGGUGGAACACGCAGACGACGCUAGUAAAUUUGGAUCGUCCAUGUCGCCGUGUUUUCCUUUGCUCGUUUUCCACCACCAUCCUAAUAACGGCCAAGAGGACAACGAAGACGGCGAGAUGCUGAUGUUCAGCAUAUCCAAACAAAGCCUGCACACGAACAUGAAGCGUGGACUUCUUCUAGCUGCAGGAGGCGGCGGCAGCAGCAGCAGCAGCAUGUGCUGGGCCACGCCACAAGGAUGGAUGCUCCUCAUCACCCAGUGCCAUGAUGACACCGACGAUGACGACGAUGCGGCGGUGUCUUCGGCUUGUCUAUGGAACCCUCUCACCGGCGACAAGUUUCCCUUACCGGAUAUCACGGAGGAGGAGCACAGGUUCCCACAGGCCUGCAAGUGCCUGCUCUCCCACAAGGACCCAACACGUCCUGGCUGCGUCGUCGUGCUCUUCCAUCCUUCCACGCCUGACAUGUGGUACUGCCAGGUCAUCGUCGACAAUAACGACGACAAGACCAGUACCCGUUGGAGAUGGAGGCAUUACUCAUAUGACAUUGGUAACUACAAUUUACCGGAGGCAUAUCGCCCUCCAACGAAGAUGGUGAUUUGGGAGGUUGCUGCGUUCCAAGGGAGGCUCUAUUUCAUCAAUUCAUUUACAGACAUGUGCGCCAUCGAUUUCACAAGCAGCAAAGACCACCCUGUGUUCCACUAUUUCGAAGCACACAAGGUUGAUUUCCCCGAAGGGAUGUGCUUCGGGGCGGCCUGGCUGCUCGACUGCGACGACCAGCUCUUCCUUGUCGACGUCUCGUUCGUCGGCGUCGAUCCUCACGAUAUUGGCGCCAUCCGCGUGCACAAGAUGGACUUCUCGUCGUCGUCGUCGACACCCAGCAACAAUCCUCCUCGUUGGCACAGUGUCCGUGACAUUGGAGAUGCCGUGUUCCUCCUGGAGGACACGGGCUUGGCAACGCCCUGCCAGGCGAGCCUUCACGGACUGAAAGGAAACCAGGUCUACUUCAUGAAGAAUUUCGUGGAAGAUGAUGCUGAUCUGUGUGUUUUUGACUUGGAGUCGGAGUGCCAAGAGAUUACCCGUGUCCACCAUCUUGACGGCUUGCUUCUCCACCGCAGACCGUUCUGGAUUGUGCCACCAAGCUAGAAGGUGUUAUGUAAUCAUAUUUUGCAGCAAGUGCAGGGACAAAGCGAUACAAGCAAAUUGUAUCUACCUAUCUAUCUAGUUUAUAUACAAGUCGUCU
This is a messenger RNA of Sorghum bicolor (sorghum), 1450 nucleotides long. RefSeq lists its product as uncharacterized. NCBI's taxonomy places the organism in Eukaryota, Viridiplantae, Streptophyta, Magnoliopsida, Poales, Poaceae. Bases 211 to 1353 code for a protein of 380 amino acids. The transcript has a single exon. The record is from RefSeq and is a predicted model, not a curated record.